AACAUUCAUUAUUUUCACCUGUAAAACAUAGUACUACACAAUACCUAGCUAGUAUCAAACUCAAAACAAUGCAUAUUCAAUUUCAAACUUGUCACUCAAUUAAGACACUUCCAUUAACAUGGAACAUUCCAGAAUCCAUUAACCACCGACCACAUCGCCACCUAUUACCACCACCAAAAUCCACCGUCACCACCACACUACCACCACUAAAAACCUCCAAAACCCACUCAAUGCCACCAGAAAAGCUAGAAAUUUUCAAAUCACUAGAAAACUGGGCUUCUGAGUCUGUUUUACCACUACUAAAGCCUGUGGAACAAUGCUGGCAGCCACAGAGUUUUCUCCCUGAUCCUUCAUUGCCAUUUGAUGAAUUUACUGAUCAGGUGAAGGUCCUUCGUGAUCGCACGAAGGACCUUCCUGAUGAGUAUUUUGUUGUGUUGGUUGGUGAUAUGGUGACGGAAGAUGCACUACCGACGUAUCAGAGCAUGAUUAAUGGUCUUGAUGGUGUUGGUGAUGAGAUUGGUGCUAGUCCAAGCCCGUGGGCCGUUUGGACACGGGCUUGGACUGCUGAAGAAAAUAGGCAUGGAGAUUUGCUUAGGACUUAUUUGUAUCUUUCUGGUAGGGUUGAUAUGGAGAUGAUUGAGAAAACUGUUCAGUAUCUCAUUGGAGCUGGCAUGGACCCCGGGACAGAAAACAACCCAUACUUGGGGUUCGUAUACACAUCAUUCCAAGAACGAGCAACAUUUGUAUCACACGGAAACACAGCUCGCUUAGCGAAAGAAGGCGGUGAUCCAGUGCUUGCGCGCAUAUGUGGUACCAUCGCAGCUGAUGAAAAGCGUCACGAGAACGCAUACUCAAAAAUCGUCGAGAAGCUUCUAGAAGUGGACCCCACAGGAGCAAUGCUAGCCAUUGGUGAUAUGAUGGAGAAAAAAAUCACAAUGCCGGCACACCUUAUGUAUGAUGGACAAGACCCCAAGCUAUUCGAGCACUUCGCAGCCGUGGCACAACGCACCGGAGUUUACACGGCCAAUGAUUACGCUGAUAUCUUGGAGUUUUUAAUCGAACGGUGGAGAUUGGAGAAGCUUGAAGGAUUAACGGGUGAGGGAAAAAGGGCGCAGGAUUUUGUGUGUGGGUUAGCACCUAGGAUUAGAAGGUUGCAAGAGAGGGCUGAUGCACGUGCUCGUAAGAUGAAACCACAUGGGGUUAAGUUUAGUUGGAUUUUUAAUAAUGAGGUUGUUUUGUGAGGUUUUUUUAAGUUGAGACUAGAGAUUAAGAGCUAGGGUUACAACAAGUCAAUAACUAAUCUUGACACUAAACAAGGAACUUUGGGUAGUGGGAGUGGAGAGUAUGAUGCUAGAAAAAUGAACAAUAUGUAUUUUGAGUUUAAUGUUGGAGAGGAUAUGGAUGUGUGCAUAGAUGUUGUUACUUGUUUGUGUGGAUGAAAAUAGUUGGGACUUUUGGUGUGUAA
Molecule: messenger RNA, 1465 nt
Organism: Medicago truncatula (barrel medic)
Lineage: Eukaryota; Viridiplantae; Streptophyta; Magnoliopsida; Fabales; Fabaceae
Product: stearoyl-[acyl-carrier-protein] 9-desaturase 6, chloroplastic
Exons: 2
Coding region: 69-1241 (390 amino acids)
Biological process (GO): fatty acid metabolic process
Cellular component (GO): chloroplast stroma
Molecular function (GO): stearoyl-[ACP] desaturase activity
Source: RefSeq, a predicted model, not a curated record